AUGGUUGCACUCGACUUUAUUUUAGGCUACGUUGGUUUCUUCGCAACUCUCGCUGGAUGGUUCCCCGAUAACCCCGAUAAGGGGCAAGUUAGGGUCAAGUUUUACGCUGGAAAAGAUGGAACCAACAACGGAGCCGAGCUAUGGGGAAGUGGAGGGAAUUUGCCCAUGAUCGAUAUCCGAACGACAUCGAACGAGUGGGUGGGAAAAGGUGGUUACACCUACAACGAGAUAGGAAGCAACGACCAAAAGUAA
Linnemannia hyalina is the source of this 252-nucleotide messenger RNA. The record is from the annotation of a GenBank genome assembly. Lineage: Eukaryota; Fungi; Mortierellomycota; Mortierellomycetes; Mortierellales; Mortierellaceae.